UGUCGGCCCUUUGGGGGUUUCCAUUCUCUAGAGCCAUUGUGUGGUGCGCAGCCCUCCUCCAAGCCAGGCACUACAAGGGUCUAGCUAGGUCAAGUGUCUGACCCCUGUCGCCCUUGCCGUUACCGCGUAAAUACCUGGUGCCCGGGUACGGAGGGUAAAAUACUGUACUGCCCGUAAUGACAACCGACCCCACCAAACUCUCGGUUCUUGGGUCUCCCUCUUUUCCACUUUUCCUUCUCUUCGCAACGUCGUUUGGCGCAACCGCGAAGCAAGACCCGCAGCCGGCACCUACACUAAAUGGGACCUGCGCAAGCUGCACUCGGUUGGGACGGAAGUUACUCUGUUCCUGCUUCCCAGGUCACCCACCCAGCUGCGCCUUUACCUCCGUUGGGUCGUACAGUACAGCACCAAGAUCCAAAUCCGGGUCCCUCCCGUCUUGCUUGUGUCCCCUUGCCCUUCCUGUCCUUCCUGUCCACCCUGUCACCCUGUCCUUCCCUGCGCCUUCUUUCAAGACUGCAUCUUCCGCAUUAGCCUGCAGCACGCAGAUGAUGCCCCAGUCAGUCAUUCUGAGCUAGGUGUAGUACCGUACCUUAGCUGGUAUCGUACCUUCGCCUGUAGGGUAGGGUACGAAGGUACCCACCUCCUUACAUUCUCCAUUCUGGAUGAGCGUCACUGCUGCCUUCACGCCGCAGGCCUUCCAGCCACUCCCGUCCGGAUGACUUGCGAGACCUGCGCAGGCCGUCCGGGGCCUAUA
Canariomyces notabilis is the source of this 754-nucleotide messenger RNA. RefSeq lists its product as uncharacterized. Bases 177 to 575 code for a protein of 132 amino acids. The record is from RefSeq and is a predicted model, not a curated record. The transcript has a single exon. NCBI's taxonomy places the organism in Eukaryota, Fungi, Ascomycota, Sordariomycetes, Sordariales, Chaetomiaceae.